This is a messenger RNA of Eremomyces bilateralis CBS 781.70, 714 nucleotides long. RefSeq names its product nodulation protein nodB. Gene Ontology annotation, cellular component: membrane. Lineage: Eukaryota; Fungi; Ascomycota; Dothideomycetes; Eremomycetales; Eremomycetaceae. The transcript has a single exon. Gene Ontology annotation, molecular function: hydrolase activity, acting on carbon-nitrogen (but not peptide) bonds. Gene Ontology annotation, biological process: carbohydrate metabolic process. The record is from RefSeq and is a predicted model, not a curated record. Bases 1 to 714 code for a protein of 237 amino acids.
AUGCUUGCGCUUGCGGCCGUAAUUCUAAUCUUCCUAACUCCGCUCUACUGGAUCUACAAGCCACCAUCAUUCCUCAUCCGCCACUUCCAAUGCCGCUGGCCCGAUGUCCUUUGGCGCGUCGACACAGCGUCGAAAGUCGUGGCCCUGACGAUCGAUGACGGCCCCUCGCAGUAUACAAAUGAGAUCAUGCAGAUUCUCAAGGAAAACGACGCGACGGCGACGUUCUUUGUCAUCGGAUCACAGGUCGCGGGGCGGGAGCCGAUCCUGCAAGACUUGAUUAGAGGGGGAAACGAGCUGGGAAACCAUGCCAUGAGAGACGAGCCAUCGCGAGAUUUGAGCGAUGGAACGCUCGCAGAGCAGAUUCAUACCGUCGAAGACAUGCUACGCGACGCGUAUACUGCGGUGGAGAAGGAGCCCGCCCCCAAGUAUUUCCGGCCAGGAUCUGGGUUCUUCCACACGCGGAUGCGGAGAAUCGUGAAAGCGUUGGGAUAUCGGCUGGUCUUGGGCAGUAUUUAUCCCCACGAUCCGCAGGUCAAUAUCUGGCGUGUGAAUGCGAAUCAUAUUCUGAGCAUGCUGCGGCCGGGGGGAAUUAUUAUCUGCCAUGACCGGAGGAGUUGGACCGCGCCGAUGCUCAGGCAGGUUAUCCCUGAAAUCCGGAAGCAAGGGUAUCGAAUAGUCACAGUCACGGAACUGCUCAAGAAUGAGAAUGGCUGA